Molecule: messenger RNA, 4914 nt
Organism: Macrosteles quadrilineatus (aster leafhopper)
Lineage: Eukaryota; Metazoa; Arthropoda; Insecta; Hemiptera; Cicadellidae
Product: collagen alpha-1(XI) chain-like
Exons: 27
Coding region: 280-4845 (1521 amino acids)
Molecular function (GO): extracellular matrix structural constituent
Source: RefSeq, a predicted model, not a curated record
UCCACGGGUCAAGCGAAGGUGUCACAGGUCGUGGGUCGGUGUGGAGCCCUAGGCAAACCUGGGUACCGCCUCACAGACCCCGAGGGCCCUCUAGGAGUCAACUCCCGGCAGAUCUUCCCUCACAGUUUCCCUGAAGACUUCUCUAUCCUCGCUGUCGUCCGUCUCGCACCAAACACGUCUCAGUCAACACUCUUUAGUCUUUACAGUGACUCAGGCACAGAUCAGCUUAUUCUAGGAACAGAUGAUGACUCUGUCACUCUUCACUACAGAGACAACAACAUGGAGGAAGGAGUGAACAUUGUCUUCCAGGCAGACAUCAACGAUAACAGUUGGCAUCGCCUGGGACUUGGUGUCAAAGGUGAUUCUGUUUCCAUGGUGAUGGACUGCAACACAACCCUGAGUCAACCACUUCCUCGAGGUUCCGGCGGGGCUCUGAACAUCGACGGAGUUCUCUUCUACGGCCAACAAUUGCUCGAUGAAGGAUUUUUUAAGGGAGACGUAGAGACACUGAAGAUAGGACAGACGCCAGACGCAGCGUACACACUCUGCGACAGAUAUGCUAGAGACUGUGAUUACCUCGACUCUGACGACACGGAAGAAGAGGAAGAAGAAGAGGAAAAUGAGGAUUACAAAGACAACUCGGAAACAACGCCUUCGCCUUAUCCUAACAGUACGGCUCCAGGAAGCUAUGACAUUGCAGUAGGAACAUUUCAAGGAGGGUCCGGAACAGGAUCCUACUUUCCUGUGGGAUCCCCAGGACCUAGAGGAUACACGGGGCCUCCCGGACCUCCAGGACUUCCUGGAGCCAAGGGGGAUCCUGGGAGAGACGGGCUGCCCGGAACAAAUGGAAUACCUGGACCACCUGGCAAUGUGUUUAUGAUUCCUAUGAGUGUACAAGGCAAUGAGAAAGGCCCAGAAUCCCUCUCGGACAUGGUUCGCUCUAUGUUCUCACAGCAUUUGAUGGCGCUAAGGGGUAGUGAGGGCCCCAUGGGUCUUACAGGGGUGCCUGGAGGGGACGGGCCACCAGGGCCUGAGGGGCCUAAAGGGGAACCAGGGGACAGUGGCGAACCUGGCCAGAGAGGAGAUAGGGGAGUAGCAGGUCCCCCAGGUAGAGAAGGACGGCGGGGGAGACCAGGAAGAGACGGAGAGAGAGGUCAAACAGGACCUCCAGGAGUCAAGGGAGAGCAAGGACCACUGGGACAACCCGGACUCCCAGGAGAGAAAGGGGAGAGGGGCCAUACCGGAGCAGCCGGAGCCCAGGGACUUCCUGGACACGACGGGAUGCAAGGUGAAGAGGGACCACAGGGUCUGCCUGGACUACCUGGAGAAAUGGGAGCCAGAGGAUUCAUGGGCCCACGUGGAUUCCCAGGUAUGCCGGGUCCUCCGGGUAUCCCGGGAGCAGAGGGUCCUCAGGGACCUAAGGGGAACAGUGGUCCACCAGGUCAACCUGGGUCACCAGGACAAUCUGGACCCUUGGGACCCAUAGGACCUCCGGGUCCUGCCGGACAGCUGGGACCUACGGGACUGGCCGGUCCAACAGGAAAACCAGGACUACCCGGAUUGCCAGGAGCAGAUGGCGCACCAGGACAUCCGGGAAACCCAGGUCCUACAGGAGCGAAAGGAGACCUGGGACCAGCAGGGGUUCAGGGUCCUGUGGGAUUUCCCGGAGCAAGGGGAGUGAAGGGGGAUGAGGGGAAAAGAGGAGUUCCAGGAGAGAAAGGAGACAAGGGAGACAAAGGGUCAGAAGGAGAAAAAGGGGAAAUGGGAGUCAAAGGAGAAUCUGGACCUUCCGGGCCAGCAGGACAAGCAGGAAUAGAGGGCCCUGAGGGACCAAAGGGUUCAGAAGGUCCUCGGGGAGAAACAGGACCACCAGGAUUUACAGGAGAGAAGGGAAAGAUUGGACAACCAGGGUUUCCCGGAUAUCCUGGACCUCCCGGAGACAAAGGGGAUAAGGGAGCGGAAGGCAAGCAAGGACAAGCGGGAGAAAAGGGAGAUAGGGGCACUUCAGGACUCAGUGGGGAAAGAGGCGAAGUAGGACCAAGGGGCUUCAGAGGAGCAAGAGGCCGGAUGGGGACUGAAGGCACCCCUGGACCAAAGGGAGACACCGGACAGCCCGGACCUCCAGGUCCCUUGGGAGAGAGAGGUCCCCAGGGAGUAGAGGGACCUCGAGGGUUCAUCGGACCUCCAGGAUCAACAGGAGUUUCUGGGAAAGACGGUGUUCCAGGACAUCCUGGCGAGAGGGGACCACCAGGAGAGCCAGGUCCCGUUGGUCCCACAGGUGCUCCAGGAGUAGUAGGACCUCCUGGACCUGUAGGUGAACCAGGUCCUGUAGGAGAGGCUGGUACUCCAGGAAGUCCUGGAGUUCCGGGAGACACUGGACCACCCGGAGACAGUGGAAAGGAUGGGCCUCCAGGACCUCCCGGAGAAUCUGGGAAACAGGGACCUGCUGGAACCUCCGGACUACCUGGGUUCCCUGGGGAGAGAGGACUUCCCGGACCUGCCGGAACUCCAGGUCUGAAAGGAGAGAUGGGCCCUCCAGGGCCCCCAGGCCACGUGGGAGAGAAGGGGGCCCCAGGAGAGCAUGGCAGGGAGGGGCCCCCGGGGCCUGAGGGUCGCAAGGGGCCCCAGGGACCACCAGGGGCGAGUGGGGCUAAGGGAGACAGGGGAGAUCCUGGUAUUCCUGGACCGACAGGGAGAGAUGGUUUUCCAGGUGGGAGAGGACUGCCCGGACCUCCAGGACCCAUGGGACCUCCUGGAGAAGACGGGGACAAGGGGGAUAUAGGUCCCCCGGGAGAGAAAGGAUUCAAAGGAUCGCAGGGAGAAAUGGGACCUUCAGGACCUCAAGGUCAGCAAGGUUUAAGAGGAGAACCAGGUCCCGUGGGACCUCCAGGAGAAAAAGGACUUCAGGGAGACAUAGGGAGACGAGGCGUGAAGGGAGAAGAGGGGCCUCCCGGAACAACGGGGCCCCCUGGAGCUACUGGACCGCAGGGCCUUCCAGGCCCACCAGGGUCCAAGGGAGAAAUGGGCGAUUUAGGCCCCAAAGGUCCCAUUGGAGCAGUAGGGUCCCCAGGAGAGCCAGGGCCUAGAGGACCGAAGGGUGUAGAGGGGAUACAAGGGCCCCCAGGUUCAGAAGGGCCCCAAGGAGCAAAGGGUCAGCCAGGAGAGUCAGGGCCCCCCGGGCCCCCGGGCAGUGAUGGAAAACAUGGUGAAAAAGGAUCAGCGGGACAGAAAGGGGAUGAAGGCAAACCCGGAAUCCAAGGACCUCCGGGUCCAAGAGGUGGGGUAGGCCCAGAGGGACCCAAGGGUAGUGCUGGUCCCCCAGGAUUCCCAGGUCCACCUGGAGAACCUGGACUACAGGGUCCCAAAGGAGACAGAGGACUAGACGGUGACGAUGGAAAACCCGGAGAAACGGGUCUUCCAGGAGAACCAGGACCUCCCGGAAAGAUGGGACUGACUGGUCCUCCUGGAAAAGUGGGAGCGGAAGGACCAGCUGGACAACAAGGGAAUACAGGACUCCCGGGAGAGAAGGGAGACAAAGGAUCUCCGGGACCUUCCGGGCUGACAGGUCCUGAGGGACCACAGGGACUUCCCGGACCCCAGGGAGCAACAGGACCUCGAGGUUCUCCAGGACCUGCGGGUGAUGCUGGAAACCCAGGAAAGUCUGGGAAUGAUGGACCUCCUGGAAAACCAGGAGACCCUGGACCUCAGGGGCAAAAGGGAGACCGAGGGAAGAGGGGGAUGAAGGGGCAUAGAGGAGACAUCGGACCCCCCGGGGGAAGAGGGGAACCUGGGGAGAAGGGGGACUGUGGAGACAAAGGAACGCCUGGACCUGAGGGGACCAAGGGAGAACUGGGCCCCACAGGUCCAGCUGGGCUGAAGGGUAACGAUGGGAUCCCAGGAGCUUCAGGGCCAGAGGGGCCUCAUGGGCCCAAGGGGUCAGACGGGCCCACAGGCAACAAGGGUGAGCCGGGGCCCCCUGGGCCACCCGGACCUCCAGGGCCUCCAGCGGAGAUGCCACUCUUGCCUCCAGAACUUCUCUUUGGCGCUGAAGACCCUAGUGGACGGUACAGGAGGUCUGCUGAAAAAGAUGGAGAAGAAGCUUCAACUGAGAAGGCCAAAAGAAGGAAAUCGGAGAAGAAAACACGAGAGCAACAUGAGGCUGGUCCUCAAUUUAUCGACAUCUACAGCUCGAUCUACGCGAUGAGACAAGAUCUCGAGCGAGUCCGUAAACCUGUCGGGACAAAGGACAAUCCUGCAAGAACCUGCAAGGACCUGUUUUACGGACAUCCACAGUUCACCGAUGGCUGGUACUGGAUCGAUCCAAACCUAGGGAUGCCGGACGACGCUAUCUACGUGUACUGCAACAUGUCUGCGGCUGGCGAGACCUGUAUCUUCCCGGACAUCCACUCCAGCCAGAUGCCUAACAUUCCGUGGCGCAGGGAGAGAGAUCAGGGAGGAUGGUACUCAACACUGCGAGGCGGCUUCAGGAUUACGUACGAGACAACGGGCAUAGUGCAGAUGACAUUCCUCCGGCUGCUUCACGAGGUCGGUUAUCAGAACUUCACCUACACAUGUAUCAACAGUGUGGCCUGGGAACUUCAGGGAAGCGAACACAACCUGGCGUUGCGACUCAUGGGAGAUAAUGAGCAAGAGUUUACCUACGAGUCCAACCGGCCCAAUAUCAUCACUGACGGAUGCAAGACGAGAAAAUCAAAAAGUGAAACAGUGUUUGAAGUGAGGACUAAAACUCUUGAACAAGUUCCGAUCGUGGACUUUUACCCGAUGGAUUAUGGUCUGCCCCACCAAGCUUUUGGAUUUGUCGUUGGCCCAGUGUGCUACAAAUGAGAUGUCCUGAUGUGUUAAGUUCUAAAGAUAAUUUUAAAACUUAUAAAACUGCCAGAAACCAAAGAAGCA